CAAACGUGGCACUUCGGGACGACGCAAACUACCUCGCCGGAGAGGAGCCGAUUCCGACGGAGCUACUGCCGGAGCUGAUGCCGAAACAUGUGGCGGUGAUUAUGGAUGGGAAUGGGAGGUGGGCGAAGCUGAGGGGGAUGCCGCCGUCAGCGGGUCACGAAGCCGGUGUGCAGUCACUGAGAAAGCUCUUGAGGUUGUGCUGCAGCUGGGGGAUAAAAGUUCUCACGGUUUUUGCCUUUUCCACUGAUAACUGGGUUCGCCCAAAGAUCGAGGUUGAUUUUUUGUUGAGUCUAUUUGAAAGAACAAUAAACUCCCAAGUUGAAGUUUUUAAGAGGGAAGGAAUUCGAAUAUCUGUGAUUGGAGAUUCAUCAAAGCUACCAAAGUCUCUAAAGAGAAUGAUACUUAAUGCAGAGGAGAUGACGAAGGAUAAUUCGAGACUACAACUCAUUGUGGCACUUAGCUACAGUGGGAAAUAUGAUGUUGUCCAAGCAUGUAAAAGUGUGGCUAAGAAAGUCAAAGAUGGCCUCGUUCAAUUGGAAGACAUCAAUGAAAACAUUUUUGAACAGGAACUGGAAACUAACUGUACUCAGUUUCCUAACCCUGAUCUGCUUAUAAGGACUAGUGGCGAACUUAGGGUUAGUAACUUCUUGUUAUGGCAAUUGGCCUACACUGAACUGGUCUUUAAUGGAAAACACUGGCCAGAUUUUGGGAAGGAUGAGUUUGUAGAGGCAUUAAGUUCAUUUCAGAAGAGACAGAGACGCUUUGGUGGACGGCAUUCAUAAUCAUCUCUGUUUGCAAUGUGGUGCAUUUAUAUCAUAUGCAUUAAAUUG
This is a messenger RNA of Gastrolobium bilobum, 830 nucleotides long. Its product is annotated as dehydrodolichyl diphosphate synthase 2. Bases 78 to 782 code for a protein of 234 amino acids. The transcript has 3 exons. NCBI's taxonomy places the organism in Eukaryota, Viridiplantae, Streptophyta, Magnoliopsida, Fabales, Fabaceae. Gene Ontology annotation, cellular component: chloroplast stroma. The record is from RefSeq and is a predicted model, not a curated record. Gene Ontology annotation, biological process: polyprenol biosynthetic process; response to cold; plastid membrane organization.